Messenger RNA from Oryza sativa Japonica Group (Japanese rice), 1560 nucleotides. The record is from RefSeq and is a predicted model, not a curated record. NCBI's taxonomy places the organism in Eukaryota, Viridiplantae, Streptophyta, Magnoliopsida, Poales, Poaceae.
CACUCCAAGACUUGGAAAUCUCGAUCCUAAUGAACAUACCAAGUUGGCCCCACUUGUCAGUGAGCAAUGACCAUGAGCACUAGCUCAGUGGAUAUAAGCAACCUGCUCAUGUCAAAUCACACAUUAACCAGCACCAACCCCUCUCACCUCAUAAAAACACUCCCCCUCGUUAACAUCAAGGAGAAGAGAUUAUCAGCUUCACAUUCACCGGAGAAUGCAAGAAGAGAAAGGCCAGAACUGUCUUCUCUCUUCCUUGAGGUGUUCAUGCCUUGCAUCAUCUGAGAUGUAAUGCGAUGCAGGUAUAGGUGAUGGGUGAGAAGGGGUGUGAUUGCAGAAAGUGGCAGGAGCACUACUACAGGGAGCACAUGGAUGUGAGCAGGAUUCGUUUCUUCAGGCUCAUGACAGGGGAUUUUGCUCAUGGCAUUAGCAUACCUGAGAAGGUUGCAGAGAUUUUCAGUGGCCAGAUCACCAAAGGGUUCAACCUGAAAUCACCCAGCGGCGAAACAUGGCGUGUCGGCGUCGCAAAAGUUGCUGAUGAGCUGAUCCUCAAAUCAGGAUGGGAGGAUUUUGCCAAGGCUCAUGAAUUGCAGGAGAAUGACCUCCUGUUCUUCACUUGCAAUGGCCAUGGCAAUGGCAGCUGUUCCUUUGAUGUACUAAUCUUUGAUGCAAGUGGCUGUGAGAAAGUGUCUUGCUUCUUCACUGGUAAAAAGAACAGCUACAUGUGCAAGAAUUUCAACAGUAUAGGCGGUCAGGUUGCUGGGCAAUAUCUUUCAAGUGAUUCUGAAGAUACUAGCACACCAUCAGUUCUAAUUGGAUCGCCUCACAAGGCCUCUACUUCAAAGAAAUUGAGUGGCAAGACCAAGACUAAUCCAAGGAAGGAACCUGAAGAUCCAAACUGUAGCCACUGGCAUGUGAUUGAGGAAAAGAAUACUGAUGAUGAUGAACAUGCUGACUACCACUACACGAGGUUUGCCAAUUACCUGACUGGCGAGGAACGAGAUGAGAUAUUCAGUUUGGUAUCCCUGCAACCAGGCAAUCCUGUGUUUGUAGUUGUUCUGCAGACGGCGCAUGUUCGUCGCAGGAACAUCCUGAUCGUCCCCACUAGAUUUGCAGCUGAUCAUCUUGAGAGAAAAUCACAUGACAUCCUGCUGAUAAGACCAAACAGAAAACAGAAGUGGUCUGUCAAAUACUACUACCUUUCAAACACAACCAGGGGAUUCAACUGCCAUCGAUGGAUCAAGUUCAUCCGCGAAAACAGGCUGCGAGAGGGAAAUGUCUGCAUCUUUGAGCUGAUGAAAGGCGCAAGGCGACCGACCAUGACUGUUCAUGUCAUUGGCAAGGCCGAUAACCGGUUUGUUCUACUGGGCUAAGUUCCAGGCAUCCUCCUCUGUUAAAUUAUAUGUAGACUGUGGUAGUAUUAUAUAUGUAAUGUGCAAAUGUGGCGUCUGCAAGCAUGUGUGUUUUAUGUAGCAGUAAGAACUGAGCUGGAAGUAGCUGGUGGCACAUUUGUAUGAUGCAGGUGAUCUAUGUGCCAUGAGGCUAAACUCUCUUGUUAUGUAA